CUCAGUUUCGUCCCGACACGCAGUCAGCUCACUUCGGCUGAGGCCUGUGCUUACGCGUUCUAUCAAAUCCACAGCUCAUUCUAAAUUUCUUUGUUCAAGUUUUUGUUAAUUCUAUUACGCACGACUCCCCCCCUUGUUUUCCGUUUUCAAUUGUUGAGUUCUCUUGUUAAUCGGUUCGUUUCAGUGAUUCAGCCGCUAUAUAUCUCGUGUAUAUAAUUCCAUCCCCGUGACCGCUUCCCACGAAUUUCUUUGUUACGAUACUGUGUUAAACUUGUUGAAAUCCUGAAUCGAUCGAACUUCUUUUCUAACUAAUUUAGGUUAUUUUUACUUUGAACUUUAUCUCGAGCACUAACGUCGUGCGCACAUCGAAUUAGUCUCUCAGCGGUCGGUCGCCUCCAGUAUCAUUUGAUCGGAUGCACCACUUCUAAUCCUGCCUGCAGUUGUAGCGAAUGGCAUUGAGGGUGUUAUUUGCCUGUGAUUACUUGAAGCGCAGGAAAGGGAUGCUUUUUGACUGAAGAUGGCUUCGCCAACUCCGUCUCUGGACUCUUUAACUGGAGCGACGAAUUCGAUUAGUUCCUUGAUCGACCAAACUGAUUACAACUCGCUGAGCGACUCUCCGAUUGUCUCCGAUUGCAGCGGUGGUAGCAACUGCAGCAGCGAGAACACAGGCCCAGUCAACCACAACCACAGCAGCCACAACGGGAUCAACGGCAUCAACGGCUUGAACGGUCUCAACGGUCACAACGGCCUCAACGGGCUGAGCAGCCACAAAUGCAGUCUGUGCAAUGAGCUUACGGGGAACCCGAAAGUCCUGCCCUGUUUCCAUACUCUGUGUCAAAAUUGCGUCGACUCGAGCCACUCGUCGGGCGAUAAGAUAGACUGCCUGCUGUGCGAGCAGGACGGCAAUAUCCUCUCAUCGCGGCUUCUGACGGUGGGCAUCAACGACCUCUGCGUCAACAACUACAUCGAGAACCUCAACUUCGAUAAGAUCAACUCGGACGACAUCGUCUACCCGACGACCCCGGUGGUCUUCUGCACGAGCUGCAAGACCAAGCCAGUCGACGCCGUCGCCCGGUGCUACGACUGCGACCACUACCUCUGCCCCAACUGCGUCAUGGCCCACCAGUUCAUGCACUGCUUCGAGGGUCACCGCGUCAUCAACCUGGAGAACGGCAACAGCAACGGCAAUAGCAACGGCAACGGCAACAACAUGGACCGCGACGCCAACAACAAGGACAUCUCGGAGCUCAACGGCUUCAAGAACGGCCUCAUCACCGGCGACAAAGUCGUCUUCUGCCCCCGACACAAGACUGAAGUGCUCAAGUAUUUCUGCCGAUCCUGCAACGUCCCCGUCUGCAAGGAGUGCACCCUCAUGGACCACCCGAGCGGGAUCCACGACUGCGAGCACCUCUCCGAGGCCGGGCCCAAGCAGCUCGAGUUCAUGUCCCAGUCCGUCCAGGAGGGCAAGACCAAGGCCAUCGACAUCCGCAACGUCAUGAAGAACCUCGAGCACUCCUCUGGCAAGCUCCAGGUCCAAUACCACAAGGCCCAGAACGAGAUCAACGACACUUUCCAAUUCUACAGGUCCAUGCUCGAGGAGAGGAAGCAGGAGCUCCUCAAGGAGCUCGAGUCGGUCUUCUCGGCCAAGCAGAUCUCCAUGUCGGUCCUCCAGCAGAAAGGACAGGAGACGAUCGAGAAGAUCCACCAGACGUGCGACUUCGUCGAGAGGCUCCUCAAGUUCGCCAGCACGCCCGAGUGUCUCAUGUUCAAGAAGUUGCUCGACUCCAAGUUGCAGUCGCUGAUGAACUACAACCCGGACGCCGGGCUCCAGGCCGCCUGCGAGCUUGAGUUCGUCUCCAACUACCAGGCCAUCCAGGUGGGCGUCCGCAACACUUUCGGCUACGUCCGCUCCAACAGCGAGGUCAACAUGGGGCCCAACAAGCAGCCGCCCAUCGCCAGACCCAGCAACGGCACCAUCCAGCUCAACGGCAACUCGGUCCUCGGCACCCUCAACGGAGGCUCCGUCAACGGGAUCCUGGAGAGACCCUACACCAACGGCCUAUCCUCGCCCACUCCCUCGCCCUACGAGUCGAACAUCAUAUCAAAACGCUUCAGCGCGGCCAACAGCCUCGGCCCAUUCUCGACCACCAUCACGGACCUCGCCGUGAACGGUGUGAAUCCCUACGAGAAGUGGUCCAACGGAAGCUCGGACAUCUUCCAAAGCACCAGUCCUGACUACACCCUCUCCUUGUCGGGCACCAACGGGGACUCCGUCCUCGACUUAACCUCCAAGCUCUUGUCCACCGGAGUCUUUCCGCCCAAAUCCCAGAUCAAGCGCCAAAAAAUGAUCUACCACUGCAAGUUCGGUGAAUUCGGGGUCCUCGAGGGGCAGUUCACGGAGCCAAGCGGAGUCGCUGUAAACGCACAAAAUGACAUCAUCGUAGCCGACACGAACAACCACCGCAUCCAGAUAUUCGAUAAGGAAGGGAGGUUCAAGUUCCAGUUCGGCGAGUGCGGUAAGCGCGAUGGUCAGCUCCUGUACCCGAACAGAGUGGCCGUCGUGAAAAAUUCUGGUGAUAUCAUUGUGACUGAGAGAUCGCCAACGCACCAAAUUCAAAUUUACAAUCAGUACGGGCAGUUCGUCCGGAAAUUCGGCGCCAAUAUUUUGCAGCAUCCUAGAGGGGUGACGGUUGAUAACAAAGGUAGAAUUGUCGUUGUUGAAUGCAAAGUUAUGCGUGUUAUCAUCUUUGAUCAAGCUGGUAAUGUUUUACAGAAAUUCGGAUGCUCAAAACAUCUCGAGUUCCCCAACGGGGUAGUUGUUAACGACAAGCAAGAAAUUUUCAUUAGUGACAACAGAGCUCAUUGUGUUAAAGUUUUUAAUUAUGACGGUGUAUUUUUGCGGCAGAUUGGUAGUGAAGGAGUUACUAACUAUCCGAUCGGUGUCGGAAUCAAUGCAGCAGGUGAAAUUUUAAUCGCUGACAAUCACAACAAUUUCAAUUUAACUAUUUUCACCCAAGAUGGACAGUUAGUCUCUGCCCUAGAAUCUAAAGUUAAACACGCACAAUGUUUUGAUGUUGCUCUUAUGGACGAUGGUUCAGUUGUUUUAGCCAGUAAAGAUUACCGUCUUUACAUUUAUCGUUAUGUCCAGUGUCCUCCAAUCAGUCUUUAAUUCAGUUUUUCGUCGUACAUAUCUUUGAAAAUUAGCUGCAGUUUUCAUGCAACAUUGAUAUGUUAUCUAAUUUUAUUCAGUUAACUGUAAUUUUGAUCUCUGGUUUUUUUCUUUCUUUAUUUAUUUACGUAUCUGUUUAUUUAUUGAUUUUUCCCCCUUUUUGUCAUGGUUUUUUCUAAAAUAUUUGUUAGAUCUGCCCAUUCGGUAAUGUUGAAGUUUUAAUGUAAUACUUUAGGAAUUAGUUACUCAUUUCAAAAAUCACCUUGAAGUAAAUCAAUUUUGAAAAAAUUUAAAUUGAAAAAGAAAAGUAA
Messenger RNA from Bemisia tabaci, 3480 nucleotides. RefSeq names its product tripartite motif-containing protein brain tumor (gene brat). Gene Ontology annotation, molecular function: ubiquitin protein ligase activity; zinc ion binding; protein binding. Lineage: Eukaryota; Metazoa; Arthropoda; Insecta; Hemiptera; Aleyrodidae. The record is from RefSeq and is a predicted model, not a curated record.